This is a messenger RNA of Miniopterus natalensis, 3078 nucleotides long. RefSeq names its product ClpB family mitochondrial disaggregase (gene CLPB). Lineage: Eukaryota; Metazoa; Chordata; Mammalia; Chiroptera; Miniopteridae. Gene Ontology annotation, cellular component: mitochondrion; cytoplasm. Gene Ontology annotation, biological process: cellular response to heat. The record is from RefSeq and is a predicted model, not a curated record. Gene Ontology annotation, molecular function: ATP hydrolysis activity; protein binding; ATP binding.
AUGUUGGGGUCCCUGGUGUUGAGGAGAACAGCGCUGGCGCCGCGGUUCCUCCUCCAGCUGCUCAGGUGUCCAUCGCUCAGGAGCCACCAAGGUCCCUCCGACCGGAGUGUGACCACCGGGGGCUGCGGGGAGCCGCAGUGGCUGAGGACCGCCAUCGGGGGGCGUCUUGGAACGUCGCUGGUCCUGCUCACCCGAAGAGGGGCAGCCACCGGAGGGCGCCAGGGAGGAUGCACCGAGAUCCCGUGCCUCGCAGCCGCCACAUGGGGACGCCUUCCUGGUCCCGAAGAAACACUCCCCAAACAGGACCGCUGGAAUGGGGUCCCCAACAGAGCCGGACUGGGCAUGUGGGCCCUGGCCACGGCGCUCGUGGUUCACUGUUACAGCAAGAGCCCAUCCAACAAGGAUGCAGCCCUGAUGGAAGCUGCUCGUGCCAACAAUGCUCAAGAAGUCAGCAGGCUGUUGUCGGAAGGUGCAGAUGUCAAUGCAAGGCACAAACUUGGCUGGACAGCACUUAUGGUGGCAGCCAUCAGCCGAAACGAAAGUGUGGUGCAGGUCCUGCUUGCUGCUGGUGCUGACCCAAACCUUGGGGACAAUUUCAGCAGUGUUUACAAGACUGCCAAGGAGCAGGGAAUCCAUUCUUUGGAAGUCCUGGUCACUCGAGAGGAUGACUUCAACAACCGGCUGAACAACCGCGCCAGCUUCAAGGGCUGCACAGCCCUGCACUAUGCGGUCCUUGCUGACGACUACCGCACCGUCAAGGAGCUGCUUGAUGGAGGAGCCAACCCCCUACAGAGGAAUGAAAUGGGACACACACCCUUGGAUUAUGCCCGAGAAGGGGAAGUGAUGAAGCUUCUAAGGACUUCUGAAGCCAAGUACCAGGAGAAGCAGCGGAAACGUGAAGCUGAGGAGCGGCGCCGAUUUCCACUGGAGCAGCGGCUGAAGGAGCACAUCAUUGGCCAGGAGAAUGCCAUCGCCACAGUGGGUGCAGCGAUCCGGAGGAAGGAGAAUGGCUGGUAUGACGAAGAACACCCUCUGGUCUUCCUCUUCUUGGGAUCAUCUGGAAUAGGAAAAACAGAGCUGGCCAAGCAGACAGCCAAAUAUAUGCACAAAGAUGCCAAAAAGGGCUUCAUCAGGCUGGACAUGUCUGAGUUCCAGGAGCGGCAUGAGGUGGCCAAGUUUAUCGGGUCCCCACCAGGCUAUGUCGGCCAUGAGGAGGGUGGCCAGCUGACCAAGAAGCUGAAACAGUGCCCCAACGCUGUGGUGCUUUUUGAUGAGGUGGACAAGGCCCAUCCAGAUGUGCUCACCAUCAUGCUGCAGCUGUUUGACGAGGGCCGGCUGACAGAUGGAAAAGGGAAAACCAUCGACUGCAAGGACGCCAUCUUCAUUAUGACCUCCAAUGUGGCCAGCGAGGAGAUCGCACAGCAUGCACUGCAACUGAGGCAGGAAGCUUUGGAGAUGAGCCAUAAUCGUAUCGCUGAGAACCUAGGGGAUGUCCAGAUUAGUGACAAGAUCACCAUAUCAAAGAACUUCAAGGAGAAUGUGAUUCGCCCCAUCCUGAAAGCUCACUUCCGGAGGGAUGAGUUUUUGGGACGAAUCAAUGAGAUCGUCUACUUCCUCCCCUUCUGCCACUCGGAGCUCAUCCAGCUAGUCAACAAGGAACUGAACUUUUGGGCCAAGAGAGCCAAGCAAAGACACAAUAUCACACUGCUCUGGGACCGCGAGGUAGCAGAUGUGUUGGUCGACGGCUACAAUGUGCACUACGGCGCCCGCUCCAUCAAGCAUGAGGUAGAGCGCCGUGUGGUGAACCAGCUGGCGGCCGCCUACGAACAGGACCUGCUGCCAGGGGGCUGUACUCUGCGCAUCACUGUGGAGGACUCAGACAAGCAGCUACUCAAGAGCCCUGAUCUGCCCUCAGCCCAGGCAGAGAAGCGUUCACCCAAGCUGAGGCUGGAGAUCAUCGAUAAGGACAGCAAGACCCACAAACUGGACAUCCGGGCACCACUACACCCUGAGAAGGUGUGCCACACCCUCUAGCAUCUACCUACCUGCCUAGUGCCCUCAGCAUUCAAUAAAGGCCCCUCAGCUGUGGCAUGGCAACUGACCUACCCUCCCCUCAUACAUCUUGCUCCUCUCCACUCAGCCUAAGGCCUCUUACUUCCUCACAGCCCCUGUAAGACCCCUCCUCAGUCCCCCAAAGCAGGAAUUUUGCCCUCUCCUGCCCCCUUUGUUAUGGGUCCAAAACUUGAUAACAGGUCUCCAGGAGAGGAGCUUCCCCUCCACCCCCUUCAAGGCAGAGAGGAGAGGGAGGUCCCUUAUCUCUGGCCUUCAGCAUGAUCCCCAUGCCCCAGAGUCUGGAACUUUUAUCAUGUUCCUUGGAAGCUCAGAAGUAUGGCAGCUAAGAACAGAUCUGGCUGGAAGAAGAUAGGGGUCAGACUGUGACCUGCCACCCCCUGCUGGCCCCCAGAAUGUCUCCACAGAGUGGAGAAAGAGUAUAGAGGCCCAGACACAGAGGUUCUUCAGUUUAGGCUGUAGCUACCUCUUUCCCAUGCCCUAAAAUUCCAAGGGAGAGGGACCCAUAGAAUCCUUCCCCCUUCCACUGCCAUAUUAUAGCUACUGUUCCUCCUCACCCUGCGUUCUGGGGUCAGGCCAGACCAGGUUUCUCCAGCCUUGGAACUAGGCCAGUGUAGAGCACUUCUAGGAGGAAGGCUGACUGGGUCACCACCCUGGCCUGCUCUGGGACUCAACAGUAGUACCAAAUGACCCAAGUAAGCUCAGCACUUGGGGCCUCCUUCAGCCCUGUCUACACUGCUGUCCUAGCUAACUUAGCCUGGAAUAAACAGCUCCCCCAUGCAGUCUCCAUGUUAGUCACUAAGCAGGAGGUCUAUACACCAUCCCUUAUAUUUCAGCCUCAGCUUGCUGGACACAACAAGGCCUGGUAUGUCCUGGGCAUCAUCUGCAGUAGCCCCCAUUGGUGAUCACUGUAUCACCCUCCCCCUGCAGGGCCAUUUCAGAACCCUCCUUUGGUGUUAGCUCAUCUCUUUCAGAAAGCAGAAAGUGGUAGGAAUCAAAGUCCCUUGG